UUGUAUGCAAUAACUUUUUAAUCAUCGUACAGAUAUUGUUACAUCGUAUGUAAGAAAUGUUACAAUAUUACUCAACAUAAUUUUAAUUCUGUAGUUGUUAGUAUGGUUCAUGCCAGAUGUAGUACCAUAAUUAUUAACUAUAAUAAUGAAAAAUUCACGAAACUUUUCGACAAAUACCGGAUAUAUUAUAAAAUUCUAGAUUAUGUUGCAGCGGCAUUAUAAAACAAUAUUAACCGAAUAUUCGACAAUUAAUAGUUCACGAUCAUAAUAAUGUCAUAAUAGUCGGAAAAGAAUCUUGGUUAAGUUGUUCCAAGCAAUAACAAAGUUUAAGAGAAGCAUCCUAGUUACGGUCUAGUAGAGUAGUCGGUCUAUUAUCUAAAAAAGAAAAAGGAAAAAGAAGGAAAAAUUGAAGUGAUUUAGUCCAGUUCUAAAAAAAGUUACUUAAGCUAAGCUUUUGGAUAACUUUAGAUAAGUGUGAAAAUAUUAAUUGUUUCGCAUUUCGCAUAGUACAAGUUUUGUUCUAAAUCGGCAGGAAUGUGUUCAUACUAAUAAUUUGAAGGCUCUUUUUUGCCAAGUAUCGUUACACAAGCGUACAAAAUAUAAUAUAAUACGUUUUUCUUUCGGUGCAACACAGUUUACAACUAACGUUGGCAAAGUAGGUUAUAUUUUAUCAUCUGCUUCCAAUGGUAGUCUAGAUUUUGGACUAUCCUUAUUUUCUAGUUUUUUGUAUGGUUCGAAUACAUAUUAGUGUACCCUAAACUACAUAUCUAACAUACAUAAAAAAAUAUUUAUCGUUUAGACUCGUUUAGAUUUGUAUGCGUAUAUGUAUAAAUGCAGGCGUCGAAAGUAGCUGUCAUAGAAGAUGUCAUAGAUUAACUCUUGCGAGUCAUGCGACCAACGGUCGCGGAAAGUUCGAAGACGAUCGGGGAAGGUUCGGCAAGUGGUGUCGCGAAGCAUCGAGAACGAUCGCGAAGCGUUCAUCGACAGAGCGGUUACGUGUUCCGAGAAAUAAAUGAAAAACUGUGAUUCAUCAACGUGCAUUCAGACGUUUAUGCAUACGUAGUUUGUGAAUUAUAAAGUUAUAAAAAUCGAUUCGGCGUCAUUAUUUAUUCUAGCGUGUAACCGGCAGCAAAUUUAGACAUCGUUUAAAUAAUCCCGAUACAUUUCGCUCCAUGCGUCGCGAUGCGACAGAAUAUCGGAAUUCGAUCGUUGAAAAUUCGAUAUCUUCGCUAAAAUCUAGUUUAUUCGAUGAUGUUUCGUUAAGAAUAGCCGAUACAGAAAAAUCAACGGUAUCUUUGGAACGCUAAAAAUUUCUGACUCCGAAACGAGCGUUUUGGCCUAGGUUAUGUAAAACGCUAGGAUCGUUGCAACAUGGAGCGCGAGGAAAGAACGCGCGAUGCCUCUUCGCCGGCACGCUUUCGGUCGACGGCAAAAGGAAAAGUAAAAGUCCAGCCGAUCAUUACCGAAUGCAAUUUUCUAAUGGAAUUUAGAUCGAUGCGAUUGUUCCCAGGAUUGCUGGAAAUUAAAGUGAAUUUUCGUGCGCGAUAGAAACGCUGGACUUUAACGACGCGUUGGACACAAUUAGCCGCGUACUAUAAAACGAUCGCAUCGAAUGGUCGCUUAAAACGUUUAUCCGACAACAUUCGCAGUAGCAUUUCCUACGACAACGUUGUUGUUACAAGGUUUCCAAAGUGUAAUAAUCGUCUAUUAUCUUAUCACGUUCCUUUACAUAUUUCAUGAACCGCGGUGCAUUUCAUCCGUUAUCGUCUUCCGAGUCGCGCGACGGUGCUCGCAUCGAAAUCGAUAACAUAAUUAAAUGCCGUUUAAUAUUCGAUGACCGUCGCAUUCGCUGACAUCGCGCAUUUAAGAAACUUUAUCAACACAUCGUAGGAGCACUAUACACACGAUCGUCUCUUCAAUAUUUCACAUUUGUACCUGCACACGCUCGAAUUAUCAUCGUAAAACCGAGCAUCUCGACUUAAGGGAGUUCAGUCGUUUGCGUUUGACGCGGUGCCACGGUUUUCCCGCGACAUUCCCGGACAACCCGUUUGCUUGGAAAAAGAGAAUCGACGUAUCGAGCUUGUAACAUGAGAGUCACGGUGGCACAUUUGAAUCUCAUUUAUCUCGGUGUUCGUCUAACGAUGUGUAAUCCUAUUAAACCGGAAGUGUAUCUACCAUUGAUAGAACACAUUCGCAGUUACUAUGUCACCUCUGCGAUCAUUUUAGUGGAGCCUGGUAACACCGAUAAGUAUUUGGAUGUUUUCAUGACAAAGUAUAUGGCGCAAUUGUGGACGAACAAGCUCGGGCGAGAGAACAUCGCUUCCUUGAGCAUCACGUACGACAAACUACACUCCUUGUCGAGAUACUACAACAACAUCGUUCGACCGAUAAUCAUCGUUUUGAUAACCGGACCGCAUACGUACAACGAGUUUUCCAACAUCACGAAGACCUUCAAGAUGUCCUUUCCUGCUUGGUUCGUCAUGUUCAUGCCAUUCUCGCAAGACGAGUCGAGGACCGUCGACCACUGUCACGAACCUUCGGGAAAUCCGUUUCAUCUGACGUUCGACACCGAGAUGGUGGUGAUGUGUUCCGGAGACGAUACCUUGUACGAAUGGUACUCCAUAGAUGGUCGGAGUACGGAAAUUGAAAAGGUGGUUAAAUGGAGUCCAAACUCGUCGCACGAUUUCGAAGUACUCGUAACGCCGAAUAUAUGCAUCAGAAGGAACGAUCUAAAGGGCAAGGUUCUGCGAGGAGUCGUUGUUACGUCCUCGAUAUUGCUCGAGAUCACGGAUACGAGAUUGCGCGGAUAUAUCGGCAACAUCGUCGAAGAACUCGAGAGAACCCUGAACUUCACCGUUGAACUCGUAUCUCGGAAUCCGGAGUUUGGAUUCUAUAAUACGACAACGGGGCGUUGGAGCGGAGUGAUAGGAACGAUUGUUUCAGGGGCGGCGGACAUCGGUAUCGGCGAUUUUUCGAUGAUCAACGACAGAAUGGAUUACGUUGAUUUCACCACCCCCAUAAUGACCGUCAGACAAAGCUUGUACUUCAAGCAACCGGAAAUGUUUGCCGUCAAGUGGUCCGCCUAUUAUAAAGUAUGGCUGAAAGUUUUAUUAUCGAUCGUUCGAUCGGGCCCCGAUACCAUCGUUCACGAUCUUUGGAAUUCGUGUGCCCAGGCUUUCAGCUUAGCGGUAUGGGGCGCCACGUUGCUCACAGGAUUCGUUGCCCUGAUCGUUACGACCUUUAUAACCCGUAGAUUAUGCACGCUCACCAUACUGGAAGUAUUUAACAAGGAGUUUCUUCGAAUUUGGGGUAUUAUGUGUACUCAAGGAUUGACAGAUUUCCCACGAAUUUCGUCGCUGAGAUUGGCCUAUAUAAGCUUGUUUCUGCUAUCUAUCGUGGCAAACUCCGCCUAUUCCGCAUCUUUGAUAUGCUUUUUAACAGCUGGCAUGCACGACGUACCUUUCAGAUCGGUCAACGAGUUUAUCAACGACGGCACGUAUAAAAUAAUCACGACGAGAGGAUCCGUACACUAUGACGUCGUCCAUCGUUCGAGCGAUUCCCUGUCAAAAGCUAUAGCGAAAUUAAUGAAACCGAAAGAAGAUUUGCCGUUGUUUACGCAAGAUGCGUUCGAUCAAAUCUGCAACGACGAAAAAUUGGCAUUUCUUGUCGGAUUUGGUGCCAACAUGCAAAAGAAAGCCCAUAAAAUUUCUAUGCCAUGUAAUGUCGUCAGCAUUUACGUGGGUCGAGUGGAAAGUUUGUCUAUGAUUUUGUCCAAGAACAGCCAAUAUACCAACGUUUUCAAUUAUUACCUGAAGAAACUGUUGACUUCCGGCGUGUUGAAUCGCAAUAAGUACGAUUCAGAUUUUAAGGAGGAAACAAAGUAUCUACCGGUCACGUUCGGCAGCAUCAUAUCCGUGUUGAUGAUAUUCAUCUUUGGCACUGGAACAGCGCUGCUGGUACUGGCCGCAGAAAUGUGCUACAAUAAAUACAUAUGCGCGGACAAUUCUGAUUAUCGGUUCGACCAGCAACGAUAAUCGUUUAUUAUUUCGCGUUCGACGAUCCAAGUUCUCGAUUUCUACGCGAAACGAUGCACGCGCGCGGCUGAUUUUCAAACUGUUCCACGAACGUUCCGCAUAACGCGACUAUUAGAACGAAGUUGCAACGGAUUCGAAACUUUGACAAGUAUCUUCGAAGAAAUAUCGAAAAUACCGAAUGAAAAUAAAGUCGAGCGGACCGUUUUCUGCGCGGUUUAAACGAAAGAAGACGAUCCAUGCCAGCAAAAUCGCAGCAGUUGUUCGCAAAAUCUGCCAAGCGUCGUUGCAUCUUGCUCCGCAAAUCUAUCGGUUCUUAGACUCGUUUCGGCGUACCGCGACGCGCGCAUCCUCGCGCGAAAAACGGCUUUUAGACUAUGCGAUCUGUAGUUUCAGGGCCAGCUCUCGAGUAGUUCGAGUAGCUCGAGAGUACGUUACACAAGCGUGAUCGGUGAAAUACCGUUUCUUACAAGUAUCGUCCAAAGUUCAUGAAAUAAAGCGCGACGAUACAAACGAA
Messenger RNA from Megalopta genalis, 4548 nucleotides. Its product is annotated as putative glutamate receptor. The record is from RefSeq and is a predicted model, not a curated record. Gene Ontology annotation, molecular function: ligand-gated monoatomic ion channel activity. NCBI's taxonomy places the organism in Eukaryota, Metazoa, Arthropoda, Insecta, Hymenoptera, Halictidae. Gene Ontology annotation, cellular component: membrane.